AUGGAGGCGCCCUGGCGCCAGGGCGGACGGGGCCGGGGCCGCGCCAGGCCCGGGGAGGGACUCGCCGCCCGCGCUGGGGCAGCCGCCCGACCCCCGGCCCCGAGGGCCCGCGGCGGUGCCAGCGCUGGGGCCGCGGGGAUCAGCGGCGAGGUGGCCAGGGAAUUAUCUUCACAGAAGAAAUUUGAUGAAAUUAAGAAGGCUAAUCAGGCUGCAGCAAAAAAGCUAGUUGAAGACCAGUUUAGCUCCUCGUCUGAAGAAGAUGAUGAAGAUGCUGAAGUAAAACAGGGAAAGAUUUUGGACAAAACAUUUACCAUUUACACCAGUCAAACCGAUGGAGAUGCAAGUGAACUGGAACGUACAAGACAGUACAUGAAUGAAGCUUUUCAGUCAGGGGCCAUGACAUGUCUGAUCUGCAUUGCUUCGGUUAAACGGAACCAAGCUGUCUGGAGCUGUUGUGGAUGCUUUUGUAUAUUUCACCUGGUGUGUAUCCAAAAGUGGGCCAAGGACAGCCUUUUCCUUGUGUCCUCUCCUCUGACAGAUGAUGAUUUUGGGAAGAAAGAUUAUCCCUGGCCAUGUCCAAAAUGUAGGUUUGAAUACAAACGGUCUGAAACUCCCAGUAGGUAUUACUGUUAUUGUGGAAAAGUGGAGAAUCCAACACUGGACCCAUGGCUGGUGCCUCACUCCUGUGGUCAGAUAUGUGAAAGGGAAUUCAAACCUUCUUGUGGUCAUAAAUGUUUGCUGCUUUGUCAUCCAGGACCCUGUCCACCUUGCCCAAAGAUGGUGACAAUAACCUGCCACUGUAAGAAAGCUAAACCAGUGCCACGAAGGUGCAGUGCCAAGGAGUGGUCGUGUCGGCUGCCGUGUGGACGAACACUGCUGUGUGGACAACACACUUGUGAGAAUUCCUGUCACCCAGGAGAUUGUCAGCCUUGUCCACGAGUUAGUAAACAGUGGUGCAUCUGUGGAAGACAAACUGCAGAAAGACAGUGUGCAAGUCCUCAGUGGCAGUGUGACCAGAUGUGUGGGAAACCUUUGCCUUGUGGUAAUCACACAUGUGAACAAAUCUGCCAUGCUGGUCCCUGUGGAGACUGUCCUCGUUCUGGGAAAAGGUCCUGUCCAUGCGAAAAAUCCAAGUUCACAUUGCCUUGUACAGAAGAUGUGCCCACUUGUGGUGAUAGUUGUGACAAAGUUCUGGAGUGUGGCAUCCAUAAAUGCUCACAGCGCUGUCAUCGAGGUCCCUGUGAAAUAUGCAGACAGGAAGUUGAAAAACAGUGUCGCUGUGGAAAGCACACUAAGCGCAUGCCAUGUCAUAAGCCAUAUUUGUGUGAAACAAAGUGUACUAAAAUUCGUGAUUGUCAAAAGCACCAAUGUAAGAGAAAGUGCUGUUCUGGAAACUGUCCACCUUGUGAUCAAAUCUGUGGGCGGACUCUGGGCUGCAGAAAUCACAAAUGUCCUUCAGGCUGUCACAGAGGUAGUUGUAAUCCAUGUCCAGAGACUGUAGAUGUGAAAUGCAAUUGUGGAAAAACUGUCAUUAAAGUGCCCUGUGGCAGGGAGCGCACCAUCAAACCUCCCAAGUGCAAACAGCUCUGCAGUAAACCACCUACCUGUCACCACUCUACCAGAGAGAAACACUACUGUCACUUUGGUCGGUGUCCUCCAUGUCGUCAGUCCUGUCAGAAAGCAUUAACGUGUGGUCAUUUGUGCCCUGUUUCCUGCCAUGAUGAAGCACUUGUGAAGCAAACUGGCUCACAUCAAUCUGCAGGUCCUUGGGAACAGCCUUCUGAGCCAGUUUUUAUUCAAACUGCAUUGCCAUGUCCUCCAUGUGUGGUUCCUGUGCCAGUGGAGUGUCUUGGGCAGCACGAGAUUAGUCCAUUACCAUGUCACUCUGCAAAUCCCUACUCAUGUAAAAGAUUAUGUGGACGGCUGCUUGAUUGUCAGAAUCACACCUGUAUGAAAGAAUGUCAUCAUGUUACUAAAUUGAACAGCAAUGCAGAUGGAAAGAAGGCAGGUCCAGAAUGUUCUCAGUGUGAAGAAGAGUGUACCAAGUCACGGCCGUCUGGUUGUCCUCAUCGCUGUGUUUUGCCCUGUCAUCCUGGGGACUGUCCCUCAUGCCUCCAGAUGCUCAAAAUAAAAUGUCACUGCAAACUAUCAAUGCUGUAUAUUGAAUGUUUAAAACUGACACGUGCUGACUUAAAGGAAAAAGAGCUGCUUAUUUCCUGCAAAAAUCAGUGUCCAAAAGAGUUGCCUUGUGGUCACCGAUGUAAAGAGAUUUGCCAUUCAGGUAGCUGUCCGCUGAACUGCAGCCAGAAAGUUAAACUCCGAUGUCUCUGUAAGAGGCUGAAAAAGGAAAUACAGUGCAGCAAGAUACAAGAAGGCCAAGUUUCACUAGAAUGUGAUGAAUUGUGCAAGGAAAUUAAGCGGAAAGCAUCUGAGAUAAAAGAGGCAGAAGCCAAAGCUGCUAUUGAAGAAGAGAAGCGAAGACAACAGGCUGAACUGGAAGCUUUUGAAAACAGAUUAAAAGGGCGAAGAAAGAAUAAGAGAAGAAAGGAUGAAGUAGAAAUUGAACAAUCAUCAUGGCAAAAAUACAAGAACCUCAUUAUGCUGCCAAUGUUCGGAGUUGCUGUUGUGAUGGUUGCAUGGCUUAUGGUCUACAAUGACUGAAACAAUAUUUAAAAUACCUCAGUUGGGCUUUAGGUAGCUAUUAUUCCUAGAAUGUUAGUCUCUGUGUAACAACAUAAUAUGCAUAGAUUAUGUAGGUAUACUGUUUGCCAAGAAAAGCGCAGAGAAGAAAUGUGACCUUUAGUGUUAUUAACUUCACAGCACAAAAAUUAAUUCAGACACUGACAGUAAUAGUAAAUUUUAGUCUACACUGAUGUGCUGAUGUAGUUUGUCUGACUGAGAUCUGUUAACAUCUGUUUGAUUAAUAUGUUGUGUUAUUUUUUCCUUGUCUCCAUAAUAGAGUAGCUUGGGGUAAAAUGCUUAACGAAUAUUUGUUUCCUGUAAAAUCAGUUUAGUGGUUUAUUGAAGAUCAGUAUUCUUAUGCUAGUCUUUAUGUUGUAUCACACAAUGAUUUCUGUGCUUUGUGUCAGUUUAAUUAUACCAACUAACAGAGAACUUUAGAUCACUUAGCCCUGAAUAUUAUGUGGCCUCAUGUCAGAACUUUGUUCAGAGAAAGGAGAUGUGAGCUGCCUUUCAAGUCAUUUAUAUCACUGACAAUAAAAUGGGCUUCCUUACAGACUGUGGAAUUUGUUUCUUGGUUGUUCCCCCACCUUGUUCCUCAAAAUCAAACCAACUGAAAACUUCAUUUAGUAGACAGAUGCAUAUGCUGAACGUGGAUGUGAAGUAGCUUAGGGUACAGGGAUGCAUUCUCAUCACUGCCUCCAUUGCCA
Molecule: messenger RNA, 3389 nt
Organism: Calypte anna (Anna's hummingbird)
Lineage: Eukaryota; Metazoa; Chordata; Aves; Apodiformes; Trochilidae
Gene: NFXL1
Product: nuclear transcription factor, X-box binding like 1
Exons: 22
Coding region: 1-2661 (886 amino acids)
Biological process (GO): regulation of DNA-templated transcription
Cellular component (GO): nucleus
Molecular function (GO): DNA-binding transcription factor activity, RNA polymerase II-specific; zinc ion binding; RNA polymerase II transcription regulatory region sequence-specific DNA binding
Source: RefSeq, a predicted model, not a curated record